Messenger RNA from Capsicum annuum, 702 nucleotides. RefSeq lists its product as uncharacterized. The record is from RefSeq and is marked provisional. The coding region runs from base 1 to 702 and encodes 233 amino acids. The transcript has a single exon. Lineage: Eukaryota; Viridiplantae; Streptophyta; Magnoliopsida; Solanales; Solanaceae.
AUGAAGCAUUUUAGCCACCCCCAUGCCUUGGAACUCUCUGAAGUUCAACAAUCAAAUGAGACAGUCUGCUCAGGUUGUGAGAAUAAACUUUGUGGCACUUCUUACAAAUGCACAAAACCAAAUUGUGAAUUCAGCCUUCACAAAUCAUGCUUCGAAUUACCAAGAAAAAUACAACACAAUUCCCAUCUUAAGCAUCCUCUCACUUUGUACCCUACUUUACCCCAACGAGACUCGAUGUAUUUUGGUUGCAAUGCUUGUGGUGAAGAACCAAAAUGCUUUGUCUACGAAUGCCUCGAAUGCAACUUUAGUCUCCAUGCUAAAUGUGCUACAUCUUGGCCUGAAUAUGUGACUCGUGAGGAUCAUCAACACUCUCUUGUACUACAAUAUCAAUGGCCAUUUCCUAUUUAUGAUUACGUGAAUAUCUUUUGCGAGGUUUGUAAUGGACUUUGCAAUGAUGCCAAUUGGCUUUAUUAUUGUGCCCAGUGUAAAUUAGGCACACACCUGCAAUGCGCGACAGUUAAAAAGGAAGAUGGUUCGAGCUUUGAGAAUGAAGAGGUAGAGAUGACUAAUGAGCAGAAAUUGAUGAUGGCGACCAUAAAGGCACAAGGGCAACAGGCAAGGCUUAAUUUUCAAGCUCAAAUGGCCUAUAUGAACGCCCAAGCUAUAACCAAUAUGUGGCGAAGCCAUCAUCAUUAUGAUUAA